Messenger RNA from Ceraceosorus bombacis, 910 nucleotides. NCBI's taxonomy places the organism in Eukaryota, Fungi, Basidiomycota, Exobasidiomycetes, Ceraceosorales, Ceraceosoraceae. The record is from the annotation of a GenBank genome assembly.
AUGCCUCCCACACGUCUGGUGGCGUUCCAGGCGCAGCGGGGGUCCAAUGCGAACGGCACGGACGGAUCCCGCACAAUCACCAUCACGCCCACUCCGAGCGGUGAAGCUGACGAGGGUGCUGGUUCAAGCUCAGGAUCUGGAACAGAAUCCCCGAGAGCGCCGAUCCAGGGCACGCUGCGACUCAGGGCCACGGAUGCAAGACCGGGAAGAAGGGUGGUGUGGGAGCAAGGCACUGUGGAUAAUGAGGGCAUGGGAAAGAAGAAGAGCAAAAGUGAGUUGGCAUACAUUCCACGCGCUCUCGCACCUUCGGAGCCCAGAGCUAGUGUACGGCGCUUUCGAUCCAGCUUACCCACACCGACACUCUUCUCCUCUCGUAGUCUGCUGCAUAUAUCACAAGCCACGUGCUUUUGACGAGUCCUCAUCAUCCGGCUCAUCCUCCGACUCUGAUGAUGAUGAUAGCCAAGCUUCCUCCUCCUCAGGCUCCGACUCGGAUGACUCGUCUCCCGCACGUCGAGAUGGAGCUCAAUUCUCGAGGCGAUCUGCGCAUCAUCGUCGAACGAGCGAGCAGGGAUCCGACAGCAACGAGGAUGAUGACAACAGCUCGUCAUCUAGUCUCGCUAGGAAAGGCAAACAGAAAGCGAAGUCCAGAACGCGUCAUGGUGUGCCUCAUGAAUGCGAGCAUGAGCAUGCUCAUUCUCACGGCGAGAAGGGAUCCAAUAGCGACGGGCGGGCAGAGCGCAAGAAGAAACAAAUAAGACGACAGGUCAAAACUUCGGGCAGGUCGAAGGGCAGUAGGACCAUGACGAUUGAGCCGGGCACAGAGAUGGAAGACGAUGCGCAGCACCUCUCAGAGAAAGAGGAAGGAGGAGGAAGACCUGCACGCAACGCUUACGAGCGCGGUGUACAGUGA